UCUUCUGGGUUAGGCCACAUGUUUUCAUCAACAUCGCACCUGACAUCAUCCAAAGCAAUGCACCUGGGAUAACACUGCUUGCUAUGUUGGAUCCACCCUUGGCAAUCAACCAUGCAGCCAGCAUCCAUAGCUUCCAGCAGGGACAUGUGGUCAUGUGGCUGAUGGUCGUAAACCUUCCACCUCCAUGCAUAAAAGAACUUCUCUAUGGGGUUGAGAAAAGAAUUACGCUAUUUCUGGACAUAUAGUCAUCGUAGCUCCAUGACUGUCACUGUUCCUAUCAAAAGGAACAGUGCAGAGCUGCUUCAUCCGCACUCCGUGUUUGGACAAUGUCUAUGUAAUGGUUGUGAAGCUGAUGCUAUCAAUAUUGUCAAAUAUCUCAUGGUCCUCCUCAUAGUCUGAAUUUCAUGCAGUUUUAUUGCAUUACUGUAAGUCAGUGAUGUUUUUUCUCUUAAAUAUUUAAAGAUUUGUUCUCAUUUUAGAAGAAAUACAAUUUUUUUUCUAAAUUAAGAAGAAAAUUUGCAAGGGUUUGGCUAGUUUUUGGGUUUGGCAUUAGCUGCCUAUCUUUGUUCGCCCUCAGUCAUGGUUGAAUUAACAUAAAUGUUUUAGGAUUUUUCCACAAGGUGUUUUUUAACCUGUUCUGUGUUUGCUGCUAAAUGUCCUUUUACUUUUUGAUGGGGCAGUGGCAGUGCUGUUGACGAAUUUAAAGGAAGCAGUGUCCUGUCUAAUAACAAGCAUGUGAUCUCGGUCACUUUGGACGGAUAGUUAAAAGUUUGGGCAUGUUUCCAUCACUCUCUGUGUGCCUGUCGGAGAGUCCUCGCGCCAACAUACAGUGCUGUUGCGUGUCUCCGUACCGACGCAGACGGCGAAGUAUAAGUCAGCCUUGAGUCGUAGCAGAUGGCUGCUUAUACUGAGCCAGGAUCCUCUGGAGGUUUCUCCUAGUUAAAGGGAAUUUUCCUCUCCACUGUCACUACAUGCUUGCUUGGUAUGAGGAUUGCUGUAAAGUCACUGAUGUAACAAGUCAGUGACACGAUGCUGGGUUCCCAUAGAUAGAAAACUUUUAACCAGCUAGAAUGAUGAACAAAACUUGGUAUACUGUUUAAUACCAUCAAUUGUACUUUUUGCUUUGGAAAACAACUUGAGAUGACUUGUUGUGAAUUGGCGCUACAUAAAUAAACUCCAUUGAAUUGAAUAAAAAUAACAUUAUUUUUCUUUUGUGUUUCACCAAAAAAGGUUGGCUGGAACACAAUCGGACUUCCUGUUCAGUUCACACAGGUCAGCUGAGCUGCAGCCAAAAGGAUAAUUGCCAUCCAUCGAUAUUUGUUUUGAUCGUUUAACUUAAAUGGUAGUUUUUUUUCUCCCUUCGACAUCAUCUACUAUAAUAAUAUCAGCUUCUAUUGAAGAGGAGGUUAUUAGUGUAGUCAGUCCGUGGUGUGCACCUGCAGUAAAAAGCAGAAUGAGAAAAUUUGUCAGAAGAGAGAUAAAAAUCAAGUACAGCUGCUGAGGGGGAGGUAAGCGCUUCAGUCACUUCUCCACACUCCAACAAGCGGAUGCUUUUUACCUCUCUCUCUCUCACUUUCUGACUUCCCUCCUUCACCCACCGCCCAAACUGUUCAGAAGGAUCCAGAACAUUUAUCCCUAUCUAUCCGUGUCGUCCUAAUCUUCCAUGACCUGACCUGACUACCAGAGUUGUGCUGACUAAAGUUUAAUGAGUCGUUUUUCUGGUCUGACUUCGCAGUUGGGUGAAGGUUCAGAGGCAUCAGCCGACAUCCGUCUGUGAGAGAUUGGACUAACUGACAAGUUAGCCUUCUGAUUGGGUCGAGUGAUGAUUUGAGGAGAAGUGCUCGAGUCGAACCUGCUGCAGAGACCGAGUGGACGUGAGACGCGUCGAUAUGGCCUAAAGACCCAGGAGAUAACUUCCUUUGCUGGGGAACCGAGUCACACCAGAUCUAUCGGUAUUUGAUUAACUGAGGUCAUUCUGCAGAGGAGCUCUUCCACUGAUGGAGUUUCCAUGAAUCAGAUCUAAACCCAGCCUUAGCUACAGGCAUUCUACCAAGAAUCCCACACAGACGGAGAUAAUAACCAGCAAACAUGAAUGGGAUGACGGAUUUGUCUGUGAAAUGUGUCUUGGUUGGAGACAGUGCGGUGGGUAAGACGGCCCUGCUGGUCCGCUUCACCUCGGAGACCUUCCCAGACUCCUACAAGCCCACAGUGUUUGAUAACACAGGAGUGGAGGUGUUCAUGGAUGGGGUCCAGAUCAGCCUCGGCCUGUGGGACACGGCGGGCAACGAAAACUUAAGGCAGAUCCGACCCAGAUCGUAUCAACACGCUGACGUCGUCCUCAUCUGUUACUCUGUGGCUAACCCGAACUCUCUAGCCAACAUUCAGCGCAAGUGGAUUGCUGAGGUGAGAGAAAACCUACCCAAGGUGCCAGUGCUGGUGGUGGCCACGCAGACGGACCUUAGGGAGAUGGGAGUUCAUCGAGGUAGCUGCAUCACGCCGGUUGAGGGGAAGCGCGUGGCUCACGAAGUGCACGCCAAGGGCUACCUGGAGUGCUCAUCUUUGAGUAACCGCGGCGUGCAGCAGGUGUUUGAACACGCGGUGCGGACAGUUUUUAACAAACACAAGAAACAAGAAAGGAGACGCAUGUUCGGCAUCAACCAGUGCAAAAUCUUUUGACCUUUGACUUUGUUCGGUUUUCAUCGAUUUUGCAUCUUGGUGUCCUUUUCAGACUCAGUCGGACAUGGAGGCAUGCAAGCAGCCAGACCGGGUUCCACUUAUUUCACUUCAACACCAAACACACGAAACCCAAGCACAUAAUAAUAAAAAAAUACACCUAACUGAUUUUUUUGUUCCAGCGUAAAGAAGUGGACGUUCUUUGGAUUUUUUGAUACAAUGAUCCCAGAUAAACCUGAGACCCUUUAAAACAGUUUAUGUUUGAAUCCUGAUGUUACGACAAACCAAAGCAAACAUAAAAAAAAUCCUACAGCCUUGUAAUUUAAAUACAUGUUCAUGCAGUUUUACCAAAAUACUUUGUACAUGGGUUGUAUUCAUAAAGUUAAUGACAUUCUAAAUGUUUUCAUUUUUACAGAUAUCAAUAAAGUUAGGAAAAAAUAAAUGAAAGAGAAAGGUUAACUUGAAAACUUUUGAUUAACUUUGGAGUACAUCCUUUAAAAACUGUAAGAAAAUUUGUAUUAAAACGUAAUCUGUUCUAGGUCAGUGUGUUUCACAAAAAUCUGUGCAUUCUUUGUUUUUCAUCUAAUUUAUUAUACAUACAAUCCCUUUCAGACUCCCGUUUCUACACCUUACUUACCAGAAAACAUCGAGUAUUUCUAUUAAAAAUGUAAAGUCUUAUUUUAAAUAAAAAAUAGAAAACAAAAAGUGAGAUAAAACAAGCUGGAUUUAGUGCAUUAUUUACUUAUGAAAAUCAUGUAAACAUUUUAUUUUAGAAAAAAAACAGAAAAUAGUUUUAUUUUCUUGAACUAAUUGAAGUUAAACCUUCCAGUUUCUUUAUUUAUUCACAGAAAAGCUAAUGCAGCGAUAUUGGAUUUCAAUAUUAUAAGAAUGUUUGUUUCGGUACACUUUUGUGUCUACUGUUUACUUUUCACAGGAAAAAAUGCUGCAACUUAAUAUGUAUGAGUAGAUGUAAUGACAUUUGUUGUUCUUUUACUUCAUGUUUUUGGGCGCUUGUGCUGGAAUUUAAAUUAUUUGUGCAAUCUGCUCAGCGGUUAGCGCCUGGCUGUAUGUAGUGAGCUGAAUGAACUUUUGUGAAUCAUACACUUCACAACCAUUAAUUUAUAUAUUCUGCCUUUAACACUUGGUUUUGUUUUGCAGUGUAAUUACAUUUUUACAAUACUGUACAUAAUUAGUGUGUUUUUCAUCAAAUAUCCCCUUAUGUGUCUUAACAAGCUGUUGAGCCAUCACACGAAGAGUGAAAACAACCUGAUUUUGUAAAAAGCCUCUAAAUAAAUAUUUAAGUUGAAUUUUACUUCAUUCAAUCUGAAAUCAGUGAGAAGGCUUUAAUUAUUCCCGUUGAUCAGGCAAAACAAACAAAAAAGAUAUAAAGUAUUAUGAAUGUUUUACUUUUCCCCCAAGAAUUCAUGUAACCAUAUCUCUGAGUGUUAUGAAACAUAAUUAUGGAGAUUUUAUACUUCAA
Nothobranchius furzeri (turquoise killifish) is the source of this 4153-nucleotide messenger RNA. RefSeq names its product ras homolog family member H (gene rhoh). Gene Ontology annotation, cellular component: cell projection; cytoskeleton; cytoplasmic vesicle. Gene Ontology annotation, biological process: cortical cytoskeleton organization; establishment or maintenance of cell polarity; engulfment of apoptotic cell. The record is from RefSeq and is a predicted model, not a curated record. Gene Ontology annotation, molecular function: protein kinase binding; GTPase activity; GTP binding. Lineage: Eukaryota; Metazoa; Chordata; Actinopteri; Cyprinodontiformes; Nothobranchiidae.